CCGCGCUCCGGGCGGCGGCGGCGGCGGUGGCGGCCGGGCCCGCGCCAUGAGCAUCGAGACGCUGCUGGAGGCGGCGCGGUUCCUGGAGUGGCAAGCGCAGCAGCAGCAGACCGCACGUGAGGAGAAUGAGAAGCAUGAGAAGCUCCGCCUGGAGAGGGAGCAGGAGCAGAAGAAGGCCAGCAAGGCCAGCGUGCCACGGGCCAACAGUGCCCUCUCCCCGGAGGAGCCCCGAAGCGAACUGCUGGUGCCCGUCUCCCCCCCGGCCCCGGUGCCCCCGCCGCCCCCGCCCCUGGCAGCCCCCAUCUCAGUCAUUCCCAUCCCUGUUGUCACCAGUUCCCCCCAGCAAGCGGCCCAAACCGCCCUGUCCCCGCCGCUCGUGCAACGCCACCAGCCCCUCGUAAGCACUCCCAGUGUCCCCAAGGAGUCCUCGUCGGUGGCUCCGGUGAUCCAGAGGCCGCCGGGCCCACACCUGCCGGAUGGGAAAGCUGCCACCCCGCCGUCGGGCAGCCCCAAGCAGCUCCAGCAUUACCCGGCGCCGGUCCUGGCCAUCUCCCAGCACCACGUGGUCCCACAGCCCAUCCAGCCCCUGCAGCACCCGGCCGCGCCCGCGCCCCUCGGCGCCCUGAAGCUGGCCCCGGCAGACGACCUGAAACCCAUCGAGCUCAAGAAGAGAAUUGGAGGGGUUGGGACCAGGGAAGUACAUAAUAAAUUGGAGAAGAACAGACGUGCACAUUUGAAAGAGUGCUUUGAGACUUUAAAGCGCAACAUCCCCAACGUAGAUGACAAGAAGACCUCAAACCUCAGUGUCCUCAGGAGUGCCUUGCGAUACAUCCAGACUUUAAAGAGGAAGGAAAAAGAAUAUGAACAUGAGAUGGAGCGGCUGGCGAGAGAGAAGAUCGCUACCCAGCAGCGACUGGCAGAGCUGAAGAACGAGUUGAGCCAGUGGAUGGACAUCUUGGAGAUUGACAGAAUUGUUCGACAGACAGUUCAGCCAGAGGAUGACCAGGCAUCUACCUCGACAGCAUCAGAGGGUGAAGACAACAUCGAUGAAGACAUGGAAGAUGACAGGCCAGUGAACUCAUUACCAAAACUUACCCAGCGCCAGCACCCAGAGCUGCUGAAAGCUGUCCCCCCGAAUGCUGCUCCCCCCCUGCCCGCGGUCCUGCCCCCUCACCUCUCCAUCCAGCAGAAGCCCCACGCCCAGCCCCCCCUGCAGACGCAGGCGCUGGUCCCGCCGCAGGCGAUCGUCCCUGCACAGACUCACAUCGUGGCGGCCUCGACCGUGCAAUCGACUGUUAUCGCCCACACGGCCACCACCCACGCCUCGGUCAUCCAGACUGUCAACCACGUGAUUCAGGGGCCACAGACCAAGCACAUUGCUCACAUUGCACCUUCCACGUCCAGCCCCGUGCAACUCACCACUGCUGCUCAGCCCAUCGGCCACAUCACUGUGCACCCCGCCACCAUCAACCACAUGGCCCACCUGGGCCCGCAGCUGCCCCUCUACCCCCAGCCCGUGGCCGUCAGCCAGCCCGUGGUGAGCCACAUCGCUCACACCAUCUCGCACCAGCAAGUGAACGGCACGGCGGGCCUGGCCCCGCCGGCGGUGAUGGCCAAGCCGGCCGUGGGCACCCAGGUCGUGCAUCACCCGCAGCUGGUGGGGCAGACGGUCCUGAACCCCGUGACUAUGGUGACCAUGCCGUCGUUCCCGGUGAGCACGCUGAAGCUGGCCUAGAGGGCUCUGGUGGGAACCUUUCCUAAGGAAACUCCAUACAUUCCAACCACGUCCGGCUCGGCGGGAGGGAGGCACAGGAAUGCCGGGCCGGGCCGGGCCGGGCUGGGCUGGGCUCAGCUGCCCAGCGCCCAUCCUGGGGACAGUGCCCAGCCUGGGGACAGUGCCCAGCCUGGGGACAGUGCCCAGCCUGCCGACGGGGACGGGGCUGCUCCGCGCUCGGAUUGGCUGAUCUGAGAAACUGCAGAGACAGUUGUUCAUGGUGAUUUUUUUUCCUUUUAUGUGUACUGAGUGAACUAUGGAUAUGAUGUUCUUAAGACUUUAAUUUUGCCCUCUUAUGUGUUGCUUCUUUGUAGAAUAAAAAUUGCUGAUCUCUUUAUCGAGACAUUGCGUAGAAUGGGAAAAAAAAUCAUAGAAGUCUAUAUUUAUAUAUAUGUGUGUAUGUGUGUGUAUAUAUAUGUACAUACAUAUAUAUAUAAAUAUAACAUUUUGAAGGCCUUUUGUAAGGUUGAUUAUUUUGCAGGAUUAUGAGACAAAAUUCAUUUUUGGAGGAAGAAGAUAGUGUCCUCUCUAAACAAGAAACUUUAAGAUAGAUGGUUUGGUGGACCAGGGUACCUCUAUAGUGACAAAAAAACCCCAACAACAAACCACAAGUCAAACCAUUUUAAAGGUAUUUCCCAUCAAUAUAUUACAUUUCAAAAACCAUCUAAAAUCACUGUGACUUGUUAUGGCAUUUUAAGGAAAUUCUCUGUCCUGUCUAAUAAAAGGAAAAAGAAUACACAACCGGAUUUCAUUUGUUGCCGUUUUAUAAAUGACUUGAUUUUUAUAGCUAUGUCAAAAAAACCCUGUUUUUUAUUAUUUUAAUGGUUGACAGUGCUUUGUUUGGAUGUUUUGGGGGGUUUUGGUUUUUGUCUGGCUUGGUUUGCUGAUGCAGUAAUUGAUUUUGGAGAUCUCUGCACGGCACAGCCCUGGUCGGGGUCUCUCCUGCCAGUCCAAGCCCCCCAGGUUUCUCGGGUUCGUUGUUGGGCAGAGGCAGAUACUUUGUGCUGGCAGCUUGCUGGGUGUUCCUGUGGCCUGCUGGGUGGAACCUGGGACAAGAAGACCAAGAGAAAUGUCGUGGAUUUGCUGUGUGGGUUAAUGUUGUUUGUUAGUUUGUUCUGACCUGACCACGCUUUGCUGUUGGGGUCAGUGGGUUCAGAAAGGGAUAAAUGGGGAUGUGGUUCCCUUCCAGAGCGCAGGCAGCUUUGGCAGCUUUGUUCCUUUUUGGGGGUAAACAAUCUCUCCUUGUGCAGGAUAAGGGUUUGCUGCAGGAGAUCAGUGUGAGAGCUCGUGCCUGACAGUGAGAUGUGCACCAAAGAACCCUCGUCCGUUGGGACCCUCCUGUUGCCCCUUCCUGGUGAUGGGGCAAGGCCUCUCUGAGGUCAGUGGCAAAUCCUGUGGAGCCAGGAGAGGAGGAAUGCUCUGCUGGUACCUGCCAGCCUGCCCGGGAGGCUGCUUAGGAUGUGUUUUGUUGCUGGCUGAAUGUUCUGGUCCUUGCACCGUGUGUGUAGUCACCAUGAUCUCCAUUCUGUCUUCCUCUCUUUUUAAAGUAAGUGUUCCACAGUCCUUACUGCAGGCAAAAUUCCUGCUGCAGCCAGUGACUGUUCUCCUUGGGACAGGAUGGGAGGGUGGUCCCAGCAUCUGCCCAGGAGCUUUGGGAGGGGAGGAGGUGAGGAGGGCUGAGCCCUCACACCUCACUCUGCUGCCUGCAGUGUGUGGGUCAGGUCCUCUCUAGGAAAGCAGGACCCAUAGUCUGCCCAAAGACAUGUUGACUCCAGCAGCACUUUUGCCUUGUUGAGGACUGGUGUGAAAGGGGUUAAAGUGAGAACACUUGCCUGGUUGAAACAACCUCCCUGGUUGAAACUGGUCUGGAGGCAGGAGAAAUGACUGCAGAGGUCAGGGGUCAUUGUGCCUUCUGAGCAGGUCUGGCUGGGAAUUGCAUGACCUCUGUUUGUGAAGCCCCAGUUGCUCCACAGUUACCUCUUGUUUUAUUUUUUCUUGCAUCCUUGAGUCCAGGAAGCUCUUAGCUGUGCUGCCAGCACAGCUCCUGCAGAAUGGACAAAUCUUAAAGGAUUUCUUAUCCUGAAACCACAUCUAAGCAGAUGAUUUGUUCUCAUUCCAGUGCACUGUUAACACUGGGAGGUUCCCGCAGUCGCCAGGGUUUGGUCAUCCCUUGUCCAUGCAGGUGCUUUCCCACAGAGGCUGUUGUGUGCCAGUGUUUGGAAGGUGAGUGUUGGGUAUCGGGGCAGUUGCUCCUCAUCAGAAACUCGAGUGUUUGCAGCAGGGUCAUCUCCCUUCUCAGGGGACUGUGUGGCUUUGCCUUCUGCAGUGGUGUUGGGAGUGAGGACAUGCCUUUCUGCCUUUCUUCACUGUUCUGACAUCACAAAAUAACAAAAUCUCGUUAUUGAAGGAGAAGGAGCAGGGUUGGGAACAGGGCUGAGUGCAGGAGUUGGCUGAGAGCCCCAGGGAGAUGAGCUUUCUGCUGGGUGAUGGAAUGGCCUGUGCUGCAGGGACAGGGGGUGCUGCUGAACCUCAUCUCCUGCUCCCUUGUGGUUUAGAGGGAGGAGUGGCCCUGCCCUGCCCAGCCCAGCCCAGUCCUGCAUCUCGGCCAGUUUUUCUCUCCCCUUGGAGUUGUGCCAUGCUGUGUGUCUGAUCCCCUUCAUGGGUGUUGAGCUCCCCUUCAGGAACAGCCUGUCCCCCUUGGUCAGCCCAUGAGCUGCUUUGGAUGUCUUGGGUCCUCCCAUUCUCAUCUGCCUUUUUCAGGGCUACCAGAAACAUUUCUUUGGGGUUUUUUCUUUUUUUUUUUUUUUUUUUUAAAGUCAGCAAAUUUCUUUCUCUUCUCUGUGAAAAAGAGCAGCCACAACCCUUCCUUUCCCCACCUCUGUCAUUCCUGCUCAGAAAAUUCAGAUUUACACUGAUGCUCUUAGAAGUCCUGUUCAGUACUGUAUGACAAGGGGCACUUAAAGAAUGUCUCUCCUCCUUUGAUAUAUGUUUUCCCUAUGGAGAAAGCUAUAUAUAAGUAGCGGGAGCCCCACGGCUGCCAAAGCCACUUUCCAUCUCACCUCCCAAGGAACUGCAGGCAGAGGGGAAUGAACCCAAACUGCUACUUGAAAAUGCUCUUGAAAAGAGCUCUUAAUGCUGACACUUUAGAUACAGGAAUGUAUUCCUGACGUCACCAAGAACAAUUAGCCAGAACUCUGUAGUUUAGCUUAGGAAGGGAAAUGACCCCAUUUCCCACGUUCUCUGCAGUCACUUGAGUGGGAUCUGAGAAGCAGCAGGUUGUGUGUCCCUGGGGCACGGGGGGAAGGGGGCAGCUGGUGGCACAUUGGGCAAUCAGGGCUGGAGCCAAACUGCUGCUGUGGGGCCUUUUUCUGCACAUGUAUGUGUGUGUGAGUGUCCGUGUGUCUGUCCGUGCUGGGGCUGGGUGCUGGGUGUUGAAGGCCAGAAGGGCUCCGGUGUCACCACUGGGCUCCUGGCCAGUGGCAUGGUCGGGUUUUGGUUUCUUGGGCAGAGCUGGACAGAGGGGAUGGCCCUUGCAGAGGCUUCUGCUCUCUGGCAGUGGCAUGUGGUGUGUCCAGGGAGGAGCAUUUCUCAUCUCACAAACGGGGCCAGCCUGGGCUGCUGCUGCUGUUGGGCUCCUUGUCUCCUUUUCUUUGUUUAACUUCAAAGUGGCCUUCUGUAACAAAAGAACAAAAGAAACAAAAAAAUGCCUUUGGUUGGCUUAGGUGAGGUGGGUGUCGGUGUCGGUGUGGUUGUCCUGUGCACGCCUGGUAGAUUCCUGUAGACAUGCAAUGCAAGGCUUAUCGUGUCUGGUUUUGUGUGUGGCCUGUGUCUCCUUGGACUGGUUUGCAUCCUGAGGAAGUUUUUUGCAUUUAAAGAAAAAAAGAGUGGGAACUGUUGGGGGUUGGGUGGGUAUGAGGGGCCCCUGUGUGCCGGGGGCAGGGGAGGUUCCUUGCCUGGUGCUUGUUUGACCCCUUUGCUUUCUGUGACGUGUGGGGUGUCCCCAGCGGGGUGAGUGGCCUCGGCCAGAUGAACCAGGUGACCUCUGCUCACCUGGGCAGGACGUUGUCUCGGCCUGUCGGCAUUUAGGCACUUCCUUAAUUAGCUUAAUUAGAUAAGUGGCUGCCCUGAGCUGGGACUUGGCUGCUGUACAGCUCUUGGAACUGGUGUGGAGGUGAGCUCUGAGUGCUUGCAGGUGAGGCUCCUCCAAGACUUGGCAUCUGUUUCUUUCUGAACAGUUAUUAUUUUGGUUCUAAAAACUGUUGGGAUCAGGAGAGGAAAAAGUUCAUACUUAUGGCCUGGUUUCCAUUCCUUGUUACCAUUUUGGACAGAUUAAAAUGGUUUAUAUCACUGUCUUUAGGUUAUUUCCUUCCUGAGUCAAGCAUCAGUUAUUAGGAGCAGAAGGAAAAUGCUCUGUGGAUAGAGUCAGUCAUGGCUUCUUUCUGUCCCAGUUAUACAGAAUUUCAUAAUCCAAAUUUGAACUAUUAAAAUACCAGCCAGAGCCCAGCACUGGGUGGGCACAGUCUUGGCAAAGGUUGUGUUUGGCUUUUCCCACACCAGCUCACUCCUCACCCGGGGCUGCUGAACAGCAAAGGAAGGCCCUGGUGGCAUCCAUCCUGUGCCAGUGGCACAGGGACAGGGCUGUUCUGUGCUGGGGUUUGCUGGCAACUGGCCAUGGGAUGCCAUUGUGCUCCUCAUCAGGACUGCGGGGCUGGUCCUGCUGUAGCUCUGGAUGGGGCCUGUCUUUCACCCCUUUCCUUGUGCUGUGAAGAGGAAUUUGAGUAUGAAGGAGCACAGGUGUGGGAUGCAGAGCCACCAGGGCUGGCUGGGGAUGGUGGCUCACCUAUGUCAUCUCUGUGCUGGGAUUUUCCCUGGCUGGCUGGCAGGAAUGUCCUCCUGUCUGUGUUGCUGUGGCAGGCACGGGCUGUGCUGGCAGUGCUGCUGCUCCGUGCCAGCCAGUGGGACCCCAGUGUGCUGCCAGCAGGAUCCCAGUGUGCUGCCAGCAGGAUCCCAGUGUGCUGCCAGUGGGACCCCAGUGUGCUGCCAGUGGGACCCUGCUGCCAAUGCCUUACAGAUACGCCUUAACAACCUGAGCCAAAAGUGUGGGGGUGCUUGACAGAGUGAGAAAUUCAGGGACUGACUGCACCAUCCAACGAUUUAUUGGUGUCUGGUCAGGCCUCCAGCCUGGGCAUGGCUGGGUGAGGAGCCAUGGUGGGAGCAGGUCCCCCCACUCUGUCACUGCAUGUGACCUCCCUCCCUCCUGGCUAAAGCAUUUAUUUAUUUAUUUUCUCCUGCUGGAAUGUGUCACUGGAGCUGCUGACUGUGAGCCCAGUUGCUGCCAUUGCUGGCCCAGAGCCCCGUCCCUCCCCUGCCCCUCACAGGAGCCCCAGUGUCGUGCUCACCUGGGCAGGUGCAGUCUGUGUUUACAGUGAGGACGAGUCACUGUGUUACCAAUUUACUGACUGAAUAUUGACAAACUAGACUGUAAAGAUUUUUAUGUGUUUGGAUACAUCUGCUAUGUGAAAAAGCAACUAAUUUUGUACAUAUUGUAUUUUUACUAUUCAGCUGUACAAUACUGGCUCUUCAUGCUCCAGAAUUUAGGUAUCCAACAUGAAUGAUAUCCAUGUAAUAAGCACUUGCCUGAAAUAAAUAUAAAACUAAAAUAAACAUGCACUGAAAUCCGAAACAGGAUUCUGCAUUUGCCUCCCUGUGCUUUGCAUGCAGAUGCACACCUUGUUUGUAAUUUCCCAAGAGCAAAGCCUUCCCUCCCUCUGGAGCCAUCGCUGCCACUCCAGGUGUGUGUCACUGAUCCAUGGGCUGGAGCUCCGGGGGGUGUGUCUGGAUCAGGCUGGGGGGAAGCAAAGUCUUUGCAGCCUCUGGAACCUGUAAAAACUUGGGAAAUUGUGCCCAGACACCUGCCCUUCUCCUGCUGAGCCAGGAGGACUUGGGCCCAGCUGGAGCCCAUCCCAGCCCUGCCGUGGGUCCCUCCAGAGCCCUGAACACCCGUUGGAGCAGCGUCGUGCCCGUGGCUGUCAGGUGAGGCUCCCUCCCCCCGGGGACUGUGCUGGGCACCCACCACCACAGUGGGACUGUCCCAGCCCCGUGGGCAGCCAGGCCCUGGUUGGGGUGUCCGUUCUCUGUGGUGGGUGGGGGACCUGGGGGGCCAGGGAUGGCCUGAGCUGCCUCACUGUAACUACUCUCUCCUGCAGAUGCUGAAGGUGGAGUCCCAGGUUUUCCCAGUCCCUUGUCUCCAGGACAUGGAUGCGGUGCCUGGUCAGGCAGAGCAGGCCUUGUUCUUAGGACUCCCUGUUCUGUAGCUGAAAUCUCCUUGGGGGAGAGCAGUGCUUCCAAAGAGCUCCACCAGGAUGCCUUGAUGAUAAGUAUUUAUUCAUAUGUUACAUUUAAACAUAAAUAAUUGAGCGAUAAAGAGAAUAGUCUGCUCCCAACAAAAAUAAAUAAUACACAACAUUGAUAAAAUCCAAUCAAACAGAAUGUUGUAACAAAUACAGUGAAGUUGCAGACUGGGUUUGUGUGAAACAGCUGUACAGAACAUUCCCAACGUACCAAAGGAAAAUAGUGCAGUUUUAUCUGUACAUCCAUCACUCCUCAGGCUCUGGGAGUUGGAGGUUUUCUCACUCUUAAAAAAUACUCUUUCAGUUUUCAGGUGAACAGACUGAAUCCUUCAGACACCUGAAGCGUUGUCGGGGCCGUGGUUGGGCACAGCUGGAGCUCAGGGGGCUCAGCCCCACCACAGACCCUCAGGACCUUCUCCUGCUGUGACUGCCAGGGGUGGUGCCCGGGGGGUUCCUGCCCUGCAGCCUCAGCAGUGCCUGGCACAGAGCCCUGGCCACGUGCCAACACCAGGGAGGGGGCCUUGGGCUGGGGGUUCUUCACCUUCCCCUCAAAUUCUGCAAGACCAGUUUAAGGGAGGCCUUGGCUCCUGAGCUCAGCACUGGGGGUCUGUUUUUCCCUUUGCAGACCAUUAUUGACCAUUUUCAGGUCCAGCAGAGCACAAGGGUGCCCCCAGAGCAGGGUUACUGGAGCAAAUCCUUCCCAUCGAUAUUUGAAUCAUCAAAAAAUAAUUUUAAUCCCUACCCCCCCUUUUUGCUAAAAUCUGAUUUUUAAAAGCUCCUGUGAGCAGGUGUAAGUCAUGUAAACUGAGCAACCUGGCCUGGAGAGGGUGUCCCUGCCCAUGGCAGGGGGUUUGACUGGGACCAGCCCAAACUGUGCCAUGAAGAGCACAGAGUUGCUCAUGGAAACACAGCUGUGUAACUGG
Messenger RNA from Pseudopipra pipra, 9047 nucleotides. It is a transcript of the gene MNT, whose product is annotated as MAX network transcriptional repressor. Gene Ontology annotation, biological process: regulation of transcription by RNA polymerase II. Gene Ontology annotation, molecular function: RNA polymerase II cis-regulatory region sequence-specific DNA binding; protein dimerization activity; DNA-binding transcription factor activity, RNA polymerase II-specific. Lineage: Eukaryota; Metazoa; Chordata; Aves; Passeriformes; Pipridae. The transcript has 7 exons. The record is from RefSeq and is a predicted model, not a curated record. Bases 47 to 1735 code for a protein of 562 amino acids.